AUGGAUAGCAUUGUUGAAGAGGUGGGAGAAGAAAAUGUCAUUCAAGUUGUCACCGAUAAUGCUGCAAACUAUAAAGCUGCUGGCCAUUUGUUGAUGACAAAGAGAAAAAGGCUAUUUUGGACACCGUGUGCUGCACAUUGUGUCGACUUAAUGUUAGAAGAUUAUGAAAAGAAGAUCCCCAUUCAUGAGGAGACAAUUCCAAAAGGAAGGGAUUUGGUGAGGCCGGGUGUUACCCGUUUCGCUACAUCGUAUCUAACGUUAGGAUGCCUACAUGAGAAUAAAGGAGCUUUGAUUAGAAUGUUUACUAGCAAUGAGUGGAAGUCUAGCAAGUUUGCUAAAACCAAUGAUGGUAAAAUAGUUGAAGAUGUUGUUUUAGAUAAGGAGUUUUGGAAGAAUAUAAUAACUUGUUUGAAGGGUGCAUUUCCUUUAAUUGAAGUGCUUCGAUUGGUUGAUUCGGAUCAAAAGCCAGCCAUGGGAUUCAUUUAUGAAGCAAUGGAUCAAGCAAAGGAGAAGAUUCAAAAGGCUUUCAAUGCUGUCAAAAAAAGGUGGGACAAGCAGCUCCAUAGGCCUUUGCAUGCUGCAGGCUAUUUUCUUAACCCUCAAAUGCAUUAUCGUCCCGGAUUUAAAGCAGAUUUGGAAGUGAAACGAGGUUUGAUGGAAUGUAUAACUAGGAUGGUCGAAGAUGAGGAUGAACAAACUCUCAUUAUGUCAAUUAAUUUAAAGACUCCAGCAGAUUGGUGGGAGUCUUAUGGUGAUGAAUAUCCUGAACUCCAAAAAAUUGCGAUUCAUGUAUUAAGCUUGACAUGUAGCUCCUCCGGAUGUGAGCGUAAUUGGAGUUCCUUUGAGAUGGUCCAUACAAAGAGAAGAAAUAGGCUAAAGCAAAGCACAAUGAAUGAUGUUUUUGUUAUGGCCAAUUCAAAAUUAGCCAAGAAGAAACAAACAAGAAAACCAGCUCGAAUUAACAUUGAUGAUUGUUCAUCCGAUGAAGAGUGGAUUAUGGAAGAUGAGCAUGAGCAAAAUGAAGCAUUGGAUUUGGAUGAGAACUUGAUUCCAGUUGAAGUUCAAGACGAUGAAACUUUACAUAGUCAAGACUUAGAUAUGACUGAUUUGAAUGACGAACGAGAUAGGAAUGAUGGAGCUGGAGAUUGUGAAUUUAACUUAGAAGACUAUUUGGUUUAG
Molecule: messenger RNA, 1179 nt
Organism: Vigna unguiculata (cowpea)
Lineage: Eukaryota; Viridiplantae; Streptophyta; Magnoliopsida; Fabales; Fabaceae
Source: RefSeq, a predicted model, not a curated record